AUGGAUAUUUCAUAUAACAAUCUAUAUGGUUCAAUUCCUCAACAAGUAAUGAAUCUGAAAAAUCUGGUUGCUUUGAAUUUGAGCGGGAACAAGCUCACAGGGCAAAUUCCAUUGGGUUUUGGUCUUUUAACCAAUCUUACCCAGUUGCAAAUGAGAGCGAAUUGGUUCAAUAGUUUCAUCCCUGCAGAAAUUGGGAAUUUGAAGGCUCUUAUGGUUCUGGACCUGAGCCAUUGUGGAAUAAUUGGUCAAAUCCCUUCGACUUUUGGUCAAUUAGCUAGUCUCACAUUUCUAUCUCUUGCUGGAAACCAAAUUAAUGGAUCCAUCCCUCUAGAAAUUGGGAACUUAAAGGAUUUGGUGACUUUAGAUCUGUCAGAUAACAUGCUUGUUGGUCAGUUGAACACUUUGGGUAAUUUGACAAAAUUAGAAUAUCUAGACCUUCAUAAUAAUAAUCAAAUCAAUGGUUUGAUUCCAUCUGAAAUUAGGAAUCUCAGGGAGCUAAUCUACUUAGAUUUUAGCUUCAAUCGUUUAACUGGUCCAAUUCCCUCUUCUAUUGGUCAUUUGCUUAAAUUAGAAGAUUUAUACCUCAACUCCAAUAGAAUCACUGGUUCCAUCCCUUCAAACAUUGGAGACUUGAAAAAGUUGCGUGAUCUAAACCUUCAUUCAAAUUUUUUAGAAGGUCCCAUACCCAAGGAAAUUGGCAACUUAAAAGCAGUGAUCUCCUUAGACUUGUCUUCAAAUAACUUGACUGGACCAAUUCCAUUUCAAAUUGGAAAUUUGGGAUCACUCACUUUGUUGGACCUCUCUUAUAACCAGUUGAAUGGACCUAUUCCGCCUCAAAUUGGGAGCUUGUUGCGGGUUCUCAAAAACGAUGUUGAAGCUGUGGAGUUGGAUUGGAAGAAAAGGGUGAAUGUUGUCAAAAGCACAACUCAUGCUUUGUCUUACUUGCACUAUGAAUGCACACCAAUCAUAGUUCACCGAGACAUAUCAAGUAGCAACAUUUUGUUGAACUCUGACUUGGAGGCUUUUGUUUCUGAUUUUGGGACGGCUCGAAUCCUUGAUCCUGAUUCUUUAAAUCAAACAAGGCUUAUUGGCACUUAUGGCUAUGUUGCUCCAGAGCUUGCCUAUACAAGGGUUGUUACAGAAAAAUGUGAUGUUUAUAGCUUUGGAGUUUUGGCAUUGGAAACAUUGAGCUCCGAUCCCGGCGCCGGCAAGAUGACCAAAGCUGACGAUUUCUUCAAUCUUGAUCAAACGCCUACAGAUCUUAAGGUCAAGAUGGCUUCCAUGAACAUGGAAGGUGAAGCUCUGGUGUGGCAACAGAAUUUGGUUUUAUACACUGACCAUGGUGGCGAUCUGACUUGGGAGGACACUCACAACUUUCUGGAUGUUAAUGUUGCUAAGAAACUUGGCUGCAAAAUUAUCCAAGUUAAACCUAUGAAAGUAGAUGUGGCUAAUGGCAACAGUUUAGCUUGUUUCGCAGCUUGCAAAAAUUUAUCAUGGACUUUGCAAGGCUCUCUGUUUGUUACUGAUGUACUGCUCUUACCAUUGGGAAGUUGUGACAUGGUGCUUGGGGUACAAUGGUUGGAGACUUUGGGAGAUAUUAAUUGGAACUUUAAGGAACUACGGAUGGAAUUUACAGUUAAUGGUCGGAAAUUUGUGCUACGAGGUGGCAAUAUGGCUCAAAAGUUCAAAACAGUGGGGGCAAAAGCCAUGGACAAAGCCAUUUCUCAAGGUGGGGAAUGUUCCUUGGUUCACAUAAACUGUAUUCAGGUUCAAGGAAAAGCAGUUGUAGAGUUGAAUAAUAUCACAUUGCAAACUGAUGGAAUGGAACAGAUUCCUCCAACUAUACAGGAUCUAUUGGAAAAAGCUUUGAACAACAACAAAGUGAAGGAUAAGUACCCAAUACCAAUCAUUGAUGAACUUUUAGAUGAACUACAUGGUGCAGUUUGGUUUUCAAAAAUUGAUCUUAGGUCAAGGUAUCACCAGAUUCGAAUGUACCCUCUAGAUGUGCACAAAACAGCUUUCAAAACUCAUGAUGGGCACUACGAAUUUGUAGUCAUGCCUUUUGGUCUCACAAAUGCCCCUUUUACUUUUCAAGGCCUCAUGAAUGAUGUUUUCAGAACACAUCUCAGGAAGUUCAUCUUGGUCUUCUUUGAUGAUAUUUUAAUAUACAACAAAAACUUGGUCGAUCAUUUGGAACAUUUGCAGACCACUUUUGAGCUUUUGAGGCAGCACACAUUGUUUGCUAAAAGAAGCAAAUGCUCUUUUGCACAGCACAAAGUGGAAUACUUAGGACAUUUCAUCACUACAAAGGGGGUGGAAACUGACCCUAAGAAGAUAACAACUAUUAUUAAUUGGCCAACUCCCAAAAAUGUGACUGAGUUGAGGGGAUUUUUGGGCUUGACAGGGUAUUACAGAAGGUUUGUGCAGAAUUAUGGAGCUAUAUGCAGACCUUUACAUGAUUUGUUGAAAAAUGAUGGAUUUGAAUGGGGAGACUCUGCUUCCAAGGCUUUCCUCGAGCUUAAGCAAGCCAUGACAAAUCCACUUGUAUUAGCUCUACCAGAUUUCACCAAAGCGUUUGUGGUAGAAACUGAUGCAUCAGGCUUUGCUAUUGGUGCUGUACUCAUGCAGGUGUUGCAACGUCCGGGUCCGGGGUCUCCGAACCCUACCGUUUAA
This is a messenger RNA of Corchorus capsularis, 2673 nucleotides long. The record is from the annotation of a GenBank genome assembly. NCBI's taxonomy places the organism in Eukaryota, Viridiplantae, Streptophyta, Magnoliopsida, Malvales, Malvaceae.